AUGCAACGGACAACCGGUGAAGCGAUUUCACGGCCCGAUUCGGCAGAGUCGAGCAUUCUAAGUGAGUCCCCGCUAAGCAGCAGCAAAAUGAAGAAACGUGUUCUGUGUGAGCGGUGCAACAAGUCGUUUUGUGACAAAGGAGCGCUAAAGAUUCACACCAGUGCCGUUCACCUCAAGGAGAUGCACAUGUGCACGAUACCCGGCUGUGGCAAAGAGUUCAGCAGCAGAAGAAGCCGGAAUCGUCACUCAGCCAACACCAAUCCCAAACUGCACAUGCCCUGA
This is a messenger RNA of Ostertagia ostertagi, 282 nucleotides long. The record is from the annotation of a GenBank genome assembly. NCBI's taxonomy places the organism in Eukaryota, Metazoa, Nematoda, Chromadorea, Rhabditida, Trichostrongylidae.